AUGGUUUUGGCAUAUUCUACCGAAAUGAACUGCUGUGACGAGGGCGAGCUGAUCACAACGUUUGUCAAGAUUGGCCAUCAUCAAAGUUUGAGCUCGCGCUUGCGCUCUUUGAACAUCAACGUCUCAUCUUUGCUUGACUGUCCUAUACAACAGGAUAUACCUGACCUCGUUUCAGACAGCGAGUCUCAAUCUUGCGACGAGGAUAGCGAUCAAGAUUACGAGAUGUUCAGUUAUGGACCAGCUAUGCAGGACAGGGAAAACCUGAUGAUCCUCAUAGUGAGCAUUGUGUCAGAGCAAUUAUAUAAGACCGCCAAGGAGAGGUUCCAAUCGUGUGCUUGCUGUCAGGCCGUCUCAGUGAAGAGUGUAUCGACUUUCCUGCAAAAGCUGUCGUCUCGACUGGGCUGCACUUUUGCAAACUUUCAAAGAUGUCUUGUCAUAAUGUCAAGGUUGGUCCAGGAGAGUCAGAACGACUUCAAUUGUCUCAAGAAGCUCAUUUUGGCUUCGUUUAUGAUCAACUUCCACAAUGAGGUUGAGAUGAAAACGUGGGAGAAAGUCACGGGAUUGUCAGCGAUUGCCUUGAGAGGGAUUUUGAGUUCGUCGAUGUAUCGUACGGACCUCGGCGUGACACACACAGAGUUAGUCGAGCUCAAGGAAAAUAUACGCGAUGCGGUUAUGAAAAGGGUAAAAGUGAUUUAA
This is a messenger RNA of Kuraishia capsulata CBS 1993, 696 nucleotides long. RefSeq lists its product as uncharacterized. Lineage: Eukaryota; Fungi; Ascomycota; Pichiomycetes; Pichiales; Pichiaceae. The coding region runs from base 1 to 696 and encodes 231 amino acids. The record is from RefSeq and is a predicted model, not a curated record. The transcript has a single exon.